AUGUAUGAUAUGUUAUCAAUGUGUUCAUAUUUCUUUAUCAAAUAUUGGAUAAUACUAUCUAUAAAUUUUGUAUUGACUUAUCAACAAACUACUAACUAUAAAAAUGAUCAACCUAUUCCUGUUAAUCACAAUAAUGUUUUGAUUCCACAUGAACAACAAGUUUACAGAUAUAUCAUGAACAAUUAUGAGCCAUCUGUAAGACCGUUGAAAAACAUAUCCGAAAAGUUAACAGUGAAGAUACGUAUACGCUUACAACAAAUCAGUGGUUUGGAUGAGCGCAAUCAAGUGUUGACAACUAUACUAUUCCUUGAGCAGAUAUGGGAAGAUGAAUAUUUAAAAUGGAAUGAACCGGAAUUCGGAAAUGUAAGAACUUUGCGUGUACCAGCUGAGCAAGUAUGGACUCCAGAUACUUAUGUAUUUAAUAAUGCUGAUCAUACAAAUUCUGGUUUUCUAGAAGGUGUCUAUGUUUUAAUUCAUAGUUCUGGUAAAGUAUCAUGGCCAAUUCCAGUUCAAUUAAAAACAUCAUGUAAAGUCGAUAUUACAUUAUUUCCAUUUGAUCAUCAAAAUUGUGAAAUACAAUUUGGAUCAUGGAUGUAUACAUCUGAUUGGAUUAAAUAUAAAUUUCAAACGGAUCAACAUAAUAAAUCAACAACAAUGAAAAAUUGGAAAUACUCUAAAAAAUUAUCAUCUUCUUUAGUAUCAUUAUUGUCAAAUACCUCGAAUCGACAUUUAACUACAGAAAGAAGAGAUCAUGACGAAAUAGGACAAGAUGACCUUGAUAAUAAUAAUAAUAAUAAUAAUAAUAAUAAUAAUAAUAAUAAUAAUUUUGAGGAAGAUUAUCUGACUAGAAAUGCAUUAGAUACAUCAUCUUAUUGGGAUAGUACAGAUUGGAUGCUGAAACAUGCUAUAUUAUCCUAUACUCAUCGAUCUACUGAUACAUGACUGUUUGGAAACCAACCACAAGUAUAUUAACAUUCAGUUUCAUGAUAAUAAAUUGGACACUAGACAAACUGACUUAGUAUUAAAACUAUUCUUACAAAGAAGAAGUUUUUUCUACAUUUGGAAUAUUGUCGUACCAUGUAUACUAUUAACAUUGCUUACAUUAAUCACAUUUUGGACACCAAUUGAUUCAGGUGAAAAAGUUACUUUAGGUUUAUCAGUAUUUUUAGCAUUUUCUAUGUUUAUGAUGUUGAUAGCUGAACGUGUACCGCCAACAGCCAAGAAUAUUCCACUUAGGUGAGUGAUAUUGAUUUGUUUUCAGUUUUA
Messenger RNA from Schistosoma mattheei, 1266 nucleotides. The record is from the annotation of a GenBank genome assembly. Lineage: Eukaryota; Metazoa; Platyhelminthes; Trematoda; Strigeidida; Schistosomatidae.